AUGCACGUUGAAGUAUCGUCCGAAGGCGUCGACUUGGGGAAAAUGCAGUUGAAGGAUUUUACUCAGAAACCUAGUACGAUAGCUGAAGUGAAAGUGCAUACCUCGGUUAAGGACAAGGAGGUCGAAGAUGCUGAUGGUAAAGAUUUAGAGGACAAGUCCAAGGUUCAUCAGUUGCUUAUGGAUAUUGUCCUAAGAGGUCACAUUGAUUUCUUAUUGUAUGGCAAGAAAUUAUUGAAUGGAUUUCCAUUUAAAGUUUUGUGCAAAAGCAUCUAUGAAGGAGAUAUUGACAAUGGACACCCUCCUUCAUGCAAUGUCAGAAUGAGCCUUGAUUCUGCUAUUCUUUGCAAAUUUCGUCGCCCUCCUCUUCACAAUCAGGUUAGGGUUUUGCUUUGA
Molecule: messenger RNA, 393 nt
Organism: Fraxinus pennsylvanica
Lineage: Eukaryota; Viridiplantae; Streptophyta; Magnoliopsida; Lamiales; Oleaceae
Source: the annotation of a GenBank genome assembly